AUGGGAAAUGCAUACGAGUCGCCGUUCUUCGCGGUAAAUGCGGCAACAUUUGUUCAGAACUUACAAAAUUUCGGCUUUGCAAGACUCGAAGUUACGUCGGAGCAGGCAAAAAUUCCUCAACUCGCGUUCGAACGGGUGAGAAAAUGGCUGGUGGAACAAAUGGAGCUCUCCAAGGAGAAGAGAUGGGUCGACUAUGUUGAUGUAAGCAAAGCUGGAGAGACGGAUAACUCGAGUGACAGUUAUUACUCUUCACACCCGAAUGUGUCUCGUGGGCGACGUGUGGGCUUUAGUUCGGAUCGCAAUCGAGAGUACAUGCAACUACGUCUCCCUAUAGCUGCAAGUGGUACACCGUGGCCCCCUGUUUACUUCCAGGAUAGCAACGAGAACAAGGAGUUUGCGACCGAUCUGCUGACGUUAUUGGAGCUACUGGACGAUAUAUCACGUGAUUGCAUGAAGGCUGUCUGUGAAGUACUAAACAUUGACGAGCGCUGGCUAUUUGAAGAGCUUCUGGACGAUCGAACUCGUCCAACCGAUAGCUUUACUGGAUCUCGAGACCCAAGUUACCAGUAUGGGGCAUCGGUGCUUCGUGUAUACAAUUACCGUAACAAGGGACGUAGCCCCGCUGAGGUGGAUCCGAACGAUUUUUCAUGUGGAGUGCAUGCUGAUCUUGGCCUUGUUACCGUGUCUCCUGUAGCUACUGUCCCGGGGCUACAGAUGUGGAACUUGGAACGAAUGAACUGGGUGGAGGUGGAGGAAAAUGCCUCAACACUUCACUUCUCGGUAUUUGCUGGAGAGACGCUAGGGCUGCUAACACACGGAGUCAUCUCGGCUCCUUUGCAUCGUGUGCCGCCGAUUUGCGUGGAAUCGGAAUCUGGGAGACAAAUGUCCAUGCCUUAUUUUCUGCGAGCAAAACCUGGUGCGUGUCUUAAUCCGAAAGCACCGAAAGCUGAGCAAAUAACGUGCCGCGACUUCAUGGAGGACGUUGUGUUCAAGAAACGACUGUGGCGUCGAGAGAACAGUAAUAAUCCUGCACCGCCAGACUACUAA
Phytophthora infestans T30-4 is the source of this 1047-nucleotide messenger RNA. RefSeq lists its product as uncharacterized. The record is from RefSeq and is a predicted model, not a curated record. Gene Ontology annotation, molecular function: dioxygenase activity. The transcript is spliced from 2 exons. The coding region runs from base 1 to 1047 and encodes 348 amino acids. Lineage: Eukaryota; Oomycota; Peronosporomycetes; Peronosporales; Peronosporaceae.